CUCUCAGGACAUACUGAAUCUCCUGGGGAACGAUGGACCUAGGAGAAGGAGCCAGAAGGAAUCCAAUUUGAGAGCUCACGUGAAGCCUAUAUUGUCUGUACAGCACUUUUUUACUUCUGGUAUUGAGAACAUAUAUAACCAAAAUAGUAUGAAGAGCAACAGUUGGACAGCUGGGAAACUAAUUUUAUUACUAGAUGUCGAAUGCCAAAUGUAGCUUAACUGUUUUUUAUGCAAAUAAUAUGCAUCACCUUCAAUUGAAACCUACAGUAACGUGGUGCUGCUUCCACAAAGCCUCGAGGGCGUCUGCUCCCGUCUCUGUACCUUUACAGCAGUGACGUCAUUGCCCCUCACGACCCCGGCAGUCUGUCAAUGACGUCGAAGACAGAACAACAACAAAACAAGCAGCUGGACUGCCAACAAGGAGCAAGCAAGAGGGGUACGUUCAUAUUCCAUGGCGAGUAAGGUUGGAAACGACACUGAAGAUGUUCUGACUGCGGUGCUGUCGGCGGGCGUAAGUGCAUCGGUCCGGUCUAAUGACUCAGGUGGGGCGAUGGCGGCGGGGCAAGAGGAUGAGCCAGCCACAUAUGCCGGUUGUUCUGUGUCUGGUUGCAUCCUUAACAUUGUCAACUGGAAAAGGCCAUUCAGAACAACGGCACUUUUUGCUGCCAUCAAUUCUUUAUUCUGGUUUGCAGCCCUAAGUUCCUACAGAGCUUACUGUCUUCUUGCCCUAUUCAUAGCCCUGAUGGUGACAAUAGUGACAGUCAAAGGCGUAGCUCUCUCCAGAUCUAAAGGGGCCCACUUAUGGCAUAGUAUGACUGGAAGCUGGGAGAUAGUGGACUCUGGACAGGACAGCAGGGCUGGGACUCAGUUCACCGACUCCUGGAUGAGCUUCAAGCUCUUUAUACAGGAGACAUCCUCUUUCAAGCAGCAGAACCCAGGCAAGUUUUGCUUGCUGGUUUGCAGUUUAUGCACCUUCUUGGCUGUCUUAGGACGUUACAUUCCAGGGGUAAUCAUCUCAUAUGGUUUAGUACUUGCCCUUUUUCUGUGGCCUCUGACGUCAUCACAUGAGUUUGGGUUGUGGCUGGAGCCAGUUCUGCAGAAGCUGGACUUCGGAGUCGGCGAGUUACUUCAGAAAAUCAAAGUGAAUCAUGAAAAGAGACUUCUUGAGGCCCAAACUGAGAGAGAGAACAUUGAGGCUGACCUCUCCUCCCUGUUCCCCAAGAUGGAUUCUACUGUGUGUAAGGAGAUGUCAGUAUCAGACACAGAUGUGUCAGACAUCACAUGGACGGAGAAUGGAACUUUCAAUCUGUCAGAAGGACACACACCCCAGACAGAAAACUCAGAGGACCUUGACCGGGAAGAGGUGUUUAUUGGAGGCCUCCCAGAAUUCCCCUCUCUUGACAAUGGCAUGGGGACAAAUGGUGAAGAUGAUGAUGAUCUCAGCAUUGGUCUCCCCACCCCUCCCCCACAUCCUCAGUAUCCAAUCAGUUCCAAAGGGGAAAUGCUGGUGCAGCCAGUCGAUGCUUCAACCCAAGCGUUGAAACUUGUUAACAAAAUGGCCAGCGAUGCCAUCACUGCUGCUGUUGCUGCCGCGAUCCAGGAGAGAAUAGAAGCUGCCAUGGGUGUAACUGCUGUGGAGCCAGUGCGGCCGAGAAUGCCUGACCCUGUGACCUUGGCACCACUAGACCUGGCAGAUGACUCAGAGAGUGAAGUAGAGGACUUUGAGCUGCUUGACCAAUCAGAGCUGGAGCAACUGGAAGGGGAGUUGGGUCUAGGGCAGAAAAGCCAGACCAAAGUUGAAGCCAAUCCCAAACCUAGCAAGCCAACCUCAUCUGGGGGAUUCUUCUCAAAGCUCCUUGGGCGCCGUUGAUUGGAGGAGCUGGAAGGGUUGUCAUUGGUCAUACUUAUUGAGGACUGUGGGGUUUGGGAAAAAAUAUGACGGUAUUUCCAGAUAACCUUUUCAAGUUGAACUGCUGUAGGAACACUCUUUCUACAUAUAAUGUAUAGAAAACAAUCCAUCUGUAUGAGAAUCAUUAACGUGGGAUGAUGGUCAGAGUUAGGCGCUGUGGUUGCAUGGUAAGGCCAUGUUUAGGCCUGUAGUGUUAUUUGGGCAGGAAAUAAGUGGGUCUUCCAGAUUUUGCUGCCAAAGUAUUUUUGUUUUCUUCAGAUUUGUCCCAUUCACUAAUCUGUCAUAAUUAUACAGCCUUAUUUGACCAGACCCAAAGACAACAUGACAAUCACCUGUGCUUUCAGUGUAGCUUAUUUUACUGUAUGUCUAUGUGUAAUAUUAGUUUCAUGCACAUUUAAGUCAGGCAGUAGUAGGCAAUAGUUAACCAGAACAUGCAACAAUAGAUUACACAUAAUAGUUAUAAUCAACAUAUUUUGUAUCCUUUUUUUCUAAUUUUGUAUAUUUUUUCAUGAAAGACAUACGUAGUUGAUGGACUUGAUCUUUUGUUAUGACAUGCAGACAAGCAAUAUUAUGCAUGGAUAUCUCAGUUUAGAACAUAUUAGAGGUAAUGUUUUACUUAUAGUGCAUUGACAUGAAUGCUGACAUAAGAUUGUUACUGGCAAAAAUACCUCUUAUAACACACAACUGCUGUUCACGAUAAACCCAUUUUUAAAUUUUGACAUGUAACAUAGUGAUGCUUCUGUUGUUAUUAAAGGGAUAGUUCAACGUG
This is a messenger RNA of Hypomesus transpacificus, 2678 nucleotides long. RefSeq names its product reticulophagy regulator 1 (gene retreg1). The coding region runs from base 452 to 1870 and encodes 472 amino acids. The record is from RefSeq and is a predicted model, not a curated record. Gene Ontology annotation, biological process: negative regulation of neuron apoptotic process; reticulophagy. Gene Ontology annotation, cellular component: endoplasmic reticulum membrane. The transcript has 9 exons. Lineage: Eukaryota; Metazoa; Chordata; Actinopteri; Osmeriformes; Osmeridae.